CUGUCACCGACAAGUCUCACUCUCUCCACCACCACCACCACCACCACCACCACCACCACCACCCGCAGGAAGAGGAAGGGAGAUGACGUGCGUCUUCGUCCUGCGUGUCGCCACAGGAUUUGGAACGAUGCGUGAAACCAAAUGAGGUAGCGAAGAGAAGGCAGAAGACGACAGCAGGAGAGACGGGGAGGCGCUCUGGAAUCGGCGGAUGCCGAUCCCCAAAACGAAUCUUUCUUAUACGUCAUCUCCUCUCUCUCUCUCUCACUUCAAUCGGUGAGGUUCCGGCUUCUAUCCUUUUUAUUAUCUUCCUCUCGCCCUCGACUCUUCUUCGCUUCCUGUCCGCCUUCCUGAUAUCUGUUGUCGUCGUUUUCUUUUGCCGGAUGUUCAAAAGGCGGAUCUUUCUGGCUUCCGCGAAGAGAAUCCGAUGCCUGCUCCGUCCAUGUUGGGAAUCUUCGCGCGUGGACUGAAUCGGCAAACAUGCAUUUUUCAUAGAUCCAGGCAUCUCGAUUCCCGGUUCUCGAGCUCGGUCGCUGGCUUUCUGUUGUAGAUUUGCGGUGCUUUGCCGGAAAUCAUUGCUUGGAGAUCGAUUUCUUUUCUUGUUUUGGAGGAUUUUGUGAUAAAGAUUGCAUCUUGGGAAUGGAGGGAAGGGAGUUGCGGCGAGGUGUGACGCUCUCGGAGCGGCUGUCUGUCGUCCACUCGUCCAAUCUCGGGGACCUGCUCAAGGUCCGGGAGGAAGACGACAUGCGCAUCUGCCGCCGCCGGGGCGGCGAUUCGGUGACUCUGGAAUCGAUUAUCGCGUGCGAGAAUAGGGAGGGAUCUGCCACCUCCGGCGGCAGCGGAAGGACACUGCUCGACAUCAUCCAUCAGGAGCACGAGGCAAGUGGGAUCAUGGCGGACGGGAACUCGAGCAACGAAGCCCACUGGAUGUCGUUAAGGGACCGCCUCCGCCUCCACAUCGACGGCGUAGCCUGGGCGUCGGCGUCCGCUGGCCACUUACACCCAAUCUCGGACGCCGAGCUCGUCGUCUCCGUUCGGAGUUCCGAGCUUGCCGUCCCAGAACCCACCGCCGCGUCAGCGACCGCCGCGGCAACUGAACUACCCUCAGUCAGCGGAGGAGGAAGCGACGAAAUAAAUGGCAGUGAAAACUCCGAUCCCGGCGGCACCGCUGAGUCAUCCGCACCAGCUGCUGUGCCGGCGGCGGCGGCGGAGGAGGAGGAGGAGCAGCCAGCGAGAGUGUCCCUCUUGGCGUUACUGGAGCAAACGGACAGGCAAUGGGGAGGCAGCGGGAGGGAAAGGUUAUCCUUAUUCGCAGCGGCGCCGCCGGAGAAAGAGGUGGCAGCGGACGAGAGGGAGGGCGGCGGAGGGGUGAUGCUGUACAUGUGCUGCGUGUGCAUGGUGCGGCACAAAGGGGCAGCGUUCAUCCCCUGCGGCCAUACCUUCUGCCGCCUCUGCUCGCGUGAGCUGUGGGUCAGCCGCGGCAGCUGCCCCCUCUGCAAUGCCUACAUCGUUGAGAUCCUCGACAUCUUCUAAUGCCUCCUCCCGUUCUCCAACUCCGGCGGCCGCAGCCGCCACCACCAUAUCUCUGAUCAUCAACAACAAUUUCGAAUGGUACCUGAUGAAUGCUGAUGGCCAUCUAUUUAAUGAGCACCAUGAAAGUGCUGUGGACUGGGGAAAAGAAAGCUGAAAUGGUUACAGUGGACAGCUACUGCAGCAGAUGCUUUGGCAAUGCAUUGAAGCUUCAACAGCUCCAACAAAAGUCUGGCCACUGCUGCUUCAUCAGAACCAGCACCAACCAUGGCUCAUAGUUCUUACUUUUCUUUUUGGAAAAAGAAGCAUGGCUAAUGAAUCUCAUUAAAUUGUCCUCUCUGUUAGCAUUGAAGUUUGGAUAGACUGAAACCACAUAAAAGUCUGUCAAGAUUCUGUGAAAUCAAUGUAUAUAAAGCUUUGCAUGCUCUGCU
Messenger RNA from Musa acuminata subsp. malaccensis (wild Malaysian banana), 1958 nucleotides. RefSeq lists its product as uncharacterized. Lineage: Eukaryota; Viridiplantae; Streptophyta; Magnoliopsida; Zingiberales; Musaceae. The record is from RefSeq and is a predicted model, not a curated record.